Orussus abietinus is the source of this 2820-nucleotide messenger RNA. Its product is annotated as band 4.1-like protein 4A. Gene Ontology annotation, cellular component: cytoskeleton. Bases 467 to 2716 code for a protein of 749 amino acids. The record is from RefSeq and is a predicted model, not a curated record. The transcript is spliced from 16 exons. NCBI's taxonomy places the organism in Eukaryota, Metazoa, Arthropoda, Insecta, Hymenoptera, Orussidae.
UGCCCCGAAGUUGGCGUCGCUCGCUCCGCUCGCCUUGGCGCGCAGAGUCGCGUAGAGUCGCGCGGCGUACGAGGUACUCGCUCUCCCACGGGACGCCCAAGGCGCACAUCGGCGGCGUUCCUCGUCGAGGCCCGAUCGGCCCUGUCCCUUGGUCCGCGGGCGCCGCGCGCCUUCCCAGAAGUCGUCGCCGAGAGGAGCACCGACAUGUCGAGGAUCGCCGACCCCCUGGGACACCCCGGUCGCUGGUGACCGACCCGGAGGACCCUCGGCGGAAUUCUCGAGCGCCGCGCCGGGCGAUGACACAUCGGGGAAGGAUCUGUCUCGGGUGAUCGAUCGACCUUAUCCGGGACCCUCGAAGAGGAUGAGCGGAGGCGGCAGCCGAGGGGGCAGCUUCUGACCGCGCCUCCGCGGAGGGACGCCCUCGGGAAACGGGGACCGAAACCCAGGGGGGACCCCAAAGGGAGCAAUGGUCGUCGAAUGGCUGUGUCCGGGACUCAGGCCCACGGGUAGACGUCGUCCUCGACUACUGCGCUGCAAGGUGAUCCUCCUCGACGAGCACGAGCUACUGCAGGACGUCUUGAGCUCCAAUCUGGGCCAGGAACUUCUCGACAGGGUCUUCAGGCAUCUCAAUCUCUUGGAGACCGCGUACUUUGGACUGCGAUAUCUCGACCACGAGAAUCAGACGCAAUGGCUGGAUCCCAGCAAGAAGAUCGGCAAGCAGCUCAAAGUCCAGAAGGGAGACCCCAGUCCGGACACUCACACCCUGUACUUUGGAGUCAAGUUCUACGCAGCCGACCCCUGCAAACUCAUCGAAGAGAUUACGAGGUACCAGUUCUUCCUUCAGGUCAAGCAGGACAUUCUUCAAGGAAGGCUGCCCGUGUCCUUCGACCUCGCUGCCGAGCUGGGAGCUUAUGUCGUCCAAUCGGAACUUGGGGAUUACGAUCCAAGGAGACAUUCCCUCGGAUAUGUUACGGAGUUCCGGUUUCUGGCCAAUCAGACAACGGAGCUGGAAACCAGAAUCGUGGAGUUACAUAAAACUUUGGUAGGCCAACUCCCAUCGGCAGCGGAGCUGAACUAUUUGGAUAAGGUCAAGUGGCUCGAGAUGUAUGGAGUUGAUCUACAUCCUGUUCUCGGAGAGGACAAUGUGGAGUACUUUCUGGGACUGACUCCGAGUGGGAUAAUAUUAUUGCGUAACAAGACCAAAGUGGGCAAUUAUUAUUGGCCGCGGAUUAACAAGAUAUACUCAAAGGGUAGGUACUUCAUGCUCCGAGUCAGCGAGAAGAACUCCGAGGAGAGGACCCACGGCUUCGAGACUCCCUCGCGAGGAGCGUGCCGACAUCUCUGGAAAUGUUGUGUGGAACACCAGGCCUUCUUCCGGCUCAUGGCGACGGGACCACCGCCGCUCAGUCCUUAUUCCCGUUUCCGUUCCUACAGCCCACCCUCGGGCUCCGAAAAGCACACGGCCAUUCGACGCAACCCACCGCCCGUCUUUCAGAGGACGCCCAGCAGAAGAGCCCAGCGUCGUGUGGUCGAGGGCCAGGAGAUGGUGGGGCCUUUCGUGGAAGCGCCGCCGAGCACCGCAAGUCCCAGUAACCCGGGGAACAACGCACCCUGCGUUAACGUCCGGCAGGUCAACUCGAGCCCCAGGAGCACCAGAAGUGCUCCCUGGACUCAGAGCCAACCGCGCGGCCUCUACACCUCCUCUAGUCCUCGCUCCGUUCGCUCCGCGGGAACAGCACCGGCACUGCUGAGCAGACUCCAGCACAGGAGCAGCUCGGUCGAGAGUCAGAGUUCCGGAGACAGUCACAGCCGCGGCGGGCAUCGGAGACGAAGCCACAGUCAUAGUCACAGAAGACACAGCCGCCAUUCCGACUGCGAGUCCGAGUUGUCGCGAGGGUCCGAUAACAGAUCGGGCCAUCGCAAGCAUCGUCGGAAGCACAGAAGUUCUCGUUCGUCGAGGCACGAGCUGAUCGACUCCGAGCCCCAGUGGAAGGAGGCCCAAAGGCGGAAGGGCGAGGACGUCCAGCGGGCGGUGGUGAGCCACACGGAACCUAGAAGGAGGCACAGGAGCAGGCACAGAAGUCCUUCGCAUAAGCAACCCUUAUCUGAUGAACUUAGAAAGUGCAACGGUACGCUCUUUUCCAGACACCUGGAGUUCGGCCUAGUCGAUACAACGGGAAUGAGCGAACAGCAACGCCGGGAGAUCCCUUAUACAGUGGUCCAGUCACAAUCCGUUCCGCAAUGUCCUCUCCAAUCUAGCAAUCCUCGAUUGGAUGAGGAGGAUGCGUCGUCCCUGCCUAGAACGAUCGGAUACCUCGACAAAAGAGAGAGAACUGUGGUCCAACGUACUCGCGAUGGAAGUUAUAAUUUGCCGUCAGCGAGAACGACGGCUCGAAUCGGUUCGAAGUACCCCGAAGCUAGGAAUGAGUAUAAUUCGAUGAGGGACUUCGAAUAUACUCGUAACUGCAGAAUGUUAAUAGGCAGUAAUGUGGACAGCGGACUAGGUGAGAGCACGACCCAGGAUUUUUCCAGCUGCUGCUCGAGUUCUGCUGACAGCGCUAAACCUACCCGUGUAACGCAAAAGCAAGUAGGGGGACAGGGACGCUAUGAACUGCCUUUCAAUCAAGAAAUCUACCCUGUUGAUGCUACUCUGGAUGUGGUUCUUCAACCAAUUAUAUCAACUUUGACACGCAGACAGAGGACCAGGCCAAAAUAAACACCAAGCUUUAAUUGAAAAUGAUGCUAACUCUUUUGCACAUAUUGUAUAUUUAAGUGAAAAGUUUUUUAUACUUGAAUAAAAUAAAUAUAUAUAAUCCCACC